CAGCCACCGAAGACACGCGAGCACACGCGAGUCCCAGCGAGUCCCAGCGAGUCCGCUCGAGCUCGAGCUCGUGAAAGUACGCCCGCGGCCCGAUGCGUGGGUGGAUAGUGCGUUUUCAAAAAUGUAGAAAGAGUACUCGCGCGAGAGGAGAGUGACGACGGUGAUGACGAAGCGUGGUAUGCGAUAGACACCGGGUUUCCCAGGGCUUGCACGUGCUGAGCUGAGCUGAGAAAAGAGGAGAGCCGCCCGACCAGAUAGAAAUGGAGACGAGCGCCUUACUCUGGAUUAUAGCUUUGAGUGCGUGCGUCACGCACGCCUUUAAUCUCGAACCACGAAUACCUGUUGUCAAAAGGGGCCUGCAGGGCUCCUACUUUGGCUACUCCGUAGCCGAGCAUAUAGAGAUCGAGAACCACUCGUUAUCGAAAUCGACCAGUUGGAUGCUCAUCGGCGCACCCUUGGAUCAAAAUCGACAACCGGGUACAAACAGAUCGGGAGCGUUGUGGCAAUGCCCGCUGAGUACAUAUACAACGGAUUGUAUUCAAGUUAUUACCGAUGGACGGUUGAUGGACGAUGGUCUACUAUACAGAUCAUACGAAUCGUACGGUUCAAAUUUGGAAUCGGACGAUUUAAUACCUCCGGGGAAUGACGAAAUAAAAGAUAACCAAUGGUUAGGAGUUACUGUACGUAGUCAAGGAGUAGGAGGUAAAGUAAUGGUAUGCGCGCACCGCCAUAUCGUUAAAACAGCCGAUUCUCAGUGGGGUCAAGGCCAAUGUUACAUAUUAUCACAGGAUUUAAAGUACGACGAUUUGAAAAAGCCAUGCUCUGGAAAACCUACCAACAAAGCCCACGAGCAGUUUGGUUACUGUCAGGCCGGGACCAGCGGUUUAUUAACUGCUGAAGAUCGUGUAGUGAUUGGUACGCCAGGACCACAUACUUGGAGAGGGACUCUUUAUCUAUUCACUAUUUCCGAUGAAUUUUUAACCAGGGACAAUACAGUUUAUAACGCGCCAAUGCAAGAUUUCUCGCCUGUUAAUAAAUACAGCUAUCUAGGAAUGUCCGUGGCCGUUGGAAACUUCUUUGGCAAGGAUUUGGCUUAUGCGGCGGGUGCGCCCCGUUCUAAUGGCACGGGCCAAGUAGUGUUGUUCACUAGGCGUGAUUUCAAGCCGGACAUGGAUGUUGCUCUUGUUUUGGACGGCGAACAAUUCGCCUCGAGCUAUGGAUACGAAAUCGCAUCGGCAGAUGUAAACGGAGACAAAGUUACUGAUUUGAUCGUGGCAGCACCGUUUUAUUUCAAUAAAGCCGAGGGCGGAGCUGUCUAUGUUUAUACAGCGCUAGAUGUAUGCAGAACCACCAAAGAUAACGAGAGGUGUUUGCCUGUCAAGCUCGUUGGUCACGAGGAAUCAAGAUUCGGAUUCGCACUGACAAAUUUGGGUGAUUUGAACAAGGAUGGAUACGAAGAUAUCGCAAUUGGUGCUCCAUACGAGGGGAAAGGAACAGUUUAUAUUUAUCUAGGUUCCAAGAAUGGCAUUAAGAAAACACCGUCACAGAUCAUUCAUGCUGAAGAUAUGCCUACGCCACUGAAAACACUUGGUUACUCGUUAAGCGGCGGAACCGACAUGGACAACAAUGGUUAUACGGAUCUCUUGAUCGGAGCAUACGAGAAUGAUGCAGUUGUACUUCUCCGUUCCAAGAAAAUAAUCGACAUCACUACUUCUAUACGCCAUGCGAACAAGGAUGGAAUAUAUCAGGAUACGAUAGAGCCUAUCGAUCCCAACAGAAUUGGAUGUUUGGCCGAUCUAAAUUCAAAUUAUACAUGCUUCGCAUUUGAGGCCUGCUGCAAGACGGAAUCGCUAGGGAAAGAAGAUUAUAUGCAAAACCUAAGAUUAAACUACUACAUCGAAGCAGAGACCUACACUGGAACGAAAAAAUUCUCCAGAGUUUGGUUCGCCGUCAGUGGUAACGCACGUCCUCAUUACCUCAAUCGAACAGUCACCUUGGAUAGUACAAAGUUGAUGCACUGCCAAAAGGAAAUUGUCUAUCUAAAGGAGAAUACACGCGACAUUCAAACUCCCAUCAAAUUCCGUCUGAAUUAUUCGCUGAUACAAGAAGAGCCAGUCAUGCCUCUCGAAGGUGCUCCCUUGCCCGACAUGAAAAAUUAUCCAAUACUGAAUCAACAAGAAGCCGCACGUGUAUUCGAAGCUGUCUUUCAAAAGGAUUGUGGAAAUAACGACAUUUGCGAGAGUGAUUUGCAAGUGAUAGCUAAACUGAAUUUAUCAGCUUCCUCCAUAAAGCCGGACUUUUACGAGCUGUUUUUGGGCGAGAGAGAAGAGAUAGUUGUGGAAGCGAAUGUGGCAAACAUUGGCGAGUCUGCAUACGAGGCUCAACUGUUUAUCGUUCACUCACCGAAUUUAAACUACAUCGCCAGUAAAAGCAACGAUUCCGUCAUCUGUAAUUUGUACAACGCUACUAUAGUAUCGUGCUCUAUUGGCAAUCCGUUCAAAAAGGAUAAAGCGGUGGACAUACAAGUGAGAUUCGAUCCCAAGGGUCUCGAAGACAAUGAAUCGCAAUUGAGUUUUACAAUUUUCGCAAAUUCCACCUCGAAGGAAGUGAAAGAGAAGCAACCCAUUCUGCUGCAAGCUACAGUGUUAAAACGCGCCGAGCUCUCGAUUAAAGGAAGCGCGAAAACUCAGUGGGCGUUCUACGGUGGCCCCGUAGUUGGAGAAUCCGCGAUAAAACACUUGAAUGAAGUAGGACCGAAGGUGUCGCACAUUUACGAAGUAUUUAACGAAGGUCCAUGGAAAGUCAGCACUGUGGAGGUUCGCAUUUCAUGGCCUUACGAGGUCGCGAACGACAAAACGCACGGCAAGUGGCUGCUCUAUAUGGAAGAGAUGCCGACUAUACAAGCUCUAGGAGAUGGUGAAUGUAUAUUACCACCAGGACAUGUAGUUAAUCCAUUAAAACUACAAGAUAAUACCAACUUGGAUGAUAUCGAUAGCAUUAUACAAUCUUCAACUCCAUCGACAAUUUUGUACAACCAUACUAAUCACAUAAGAACAACGCGAGAUACAGAAAAAGUUGUAAAUACGCGAACAAUUGUCGACAAGGAUGGACAUCGGCAUCGUGUCGUUGCAAUGAAUUGUAAAGCUGGCACAGCAAAAUGUUUCGACAUUGUAUGCUAUAUAUACAACUUGCAGAGGAAACAGGAAGCCAUCAUAACUGUUAAAGCAAGACUUUGGAAUUCUACUUUAGUCGAAGAUUAUCCAAAAGUGGACAUGGUUAAAAUAGGUUCCAAUGCUAGGAUAGUUAUACCUUCGACAAUUGUGAUACAGCAAGAGAACUUGAAGGAUGAUUACGCAAUUGCCGAGACAAUUGCUUAUCCAGAUCUAUUGGAUCAGCAAGAAGCCGAGCCUGUACCAGUGUGGAUAUAUAUAGUGGCCGCAGUAGCCGGCAUGCUAUUAUUCAUUUUACUUACAUUGAUAUUGAGAAAACUUGGAUUCUUUAAGAGGCGGCGACCAGAUCCGACCCUAUCUGGAAAUCUUGAGAAGCACAGAGAUGAUAAUCCUGAAAAUGAAGCAUUGUUCAAACAUUAAACAAUCGAAAUUAAAACAUAAAAAUGUGAGAAUAUAAAAACACGUCAAAUAAAUUGACACGAUUACUUAAGAUUAAGUACUUAUGGCGAAGAAGAUGAAAAAGUAUACAAGUUUACAUACACAAUUUAGUUGACACGUUUUAUACUUUCUGAAUUUGGGAUGCAUAUUUUCUAUGCAUAAGCAGCUAAGUACGCGAAGAUUGAUAAAAUAGUUUGUGAUAUCGUUAUACUAAACAUUGCAUUUUAUGCGACAAAUUUUUCAAGAAGAAUAAUUCUUGGAUGGUAUCUCCGAAUGAAUGUGUGUGUGUGUGUGUAUGUAUACCAGGGUUGGGAAAGUUACUUAAUAAAAGUAUCUAGUUACAG
This is a messenger RNA of Vollenhovia emeryi, 3952 nucleotides long. RefSeq names its product integrin alpha-PS1 (gene mew). Lineage: Eukaryota; Metazoa; Arthropoda; Insecta; Hymenoptera; Formicidae. The record is from RefSeq and is a predicted model, not a curated record. Gene Ontology annotation, biological process: integrin-mediated signaling pathway; cell-matrix adhesion; cell adhesion mediated by integrin. The transcript has 17 exons. The coding region runs from base 261 to 3590 and encodes 1109 amino acids. Gene Ontology annotation, molecular function: integrin binding. Gene Ontology annotation, cellular component: external side of plasma membrane; integrin complex.